Molecule: messenger RNA, 422 nt
Organism: Naegleria gruberi
Lineage: Eukaryota; Heterolobosea; Eutetramitea; Acrasida; Naegleriidae
Exons: 1
Source: RefSeq, a predicted model, not a curated record
AUGGUCAAUUUGAUUCCUCUUCAACUGUCCACCAACAGCUGACAUCUUCCAUUCCAUUUAAUCUACCAGCCUCUCUUUCCAAAACAGGUUCCUUAACAGCAAAAGCAGCUCUUUCCCUCAACUCGACGCUCAUUUCCUUCAGAGUUGAAACUGAAACAGCUCUUUCACUUCAACUAAAAAACAAUCCUCAGAUUUCAGCAAGAUUGACUUCGCUUCCUUUUCUUGCUAUUGAUUCAGUACACAGUGAGAAUACAGGAGUGAUUGUUGCAGCAGUUGUUGUUCCAAUUGUUUCUGUUGCAGUUAUUGGAAGUGGUGUUGCUGUAUUGAUUACAACUAUUGUAAUCAUGAUGAAGAAGAAAGCAUCUGCUUCAUUGGCAAAAGAUUUAAUUAUGGCUGGUGCCACUGAUGUUGAAUUGGCCUAG